UUUAAUAUCCGGAACCAAUGAAGCCGGUGGAGUCCGCUAAGCGAGUUGCACCGAGCCUAAGAUUCUGAACACGUUACAUCCGGUUGUGUUGCACUCGUAGGGGCAGCAAUGGCAGCGUUUUCUGAGAUGGGCGUUAUGCCUGAAAUCGCUCAGGCUGUGGAAGAGCUGGACUGGCUACUACCCACUGACAUCCAGGCAGAGUCUAUUCCCCUUAUUCUCGGUGGAGGAGAUGUUCUCAUGGCGGCAGAAACCGGUAGUGGCAAAACAGGUGCCUUCAGUAUCCCAGUGAUCCAGAUUGUGUAUGAGACCCUGAAGGAUCAGCAGGAGGGCAAGAAGGGCAGAGCUGCUGUCAAGACUGGAGGAGCCAUUUUCAACAGUUGGCAGAUGAAUCCCUAUGACCGCAGUACAGCCUUUGCAAUCGGUCCAGACGGAUUGUGCUGCCAGAGCCGGGAGUUUAAAGAGUGGCAUGGCUGUCGCUCCACAAAAGGCAUCACCAAAGGGAAGUACUACUACGAGGUCACCUGCCAUGACCAGGGUCUGUGUCGCAUUGGUUGGUCUACCAGUCAGGCAGCUCUUGACUUGGGAACUGAUAAGUAUGGUUUUGGUUUCGGUGGAACUGGAAAGAAAUCCAACAACAAGCAGUUUGACAGCUAUGGAGAGGAGUUUACCAUGCAUGACACCAUUGGAUGCUACCUGGAUCUGGACAAGGGCCAAAUUUCCUUCUCUAAAAAUGGUAAUGACCUGGGUUUGGCUUUUGAGCUCCCGCAACAUGUCAAGAAUCAGCCCUUUUUUGCCUCCUGUGUGCUCAAGAAUGCAGAGCUGAAGUUCAACUUUGGAGGAGAAGACUUCAAGAAUCCCCCCAAGAGUGGCUUUGUUGCCCUGAACCAGGCCUCCGAGGCUCACCAAGUAAAAUCCUCUCAGACAGGCACUGCCAAAGUGAGUGAGGUGAAGGCCUCAUCCAACGCACCAAAAGCUCUGAUCAUCGAACCAUCAAAAGAAUUGGCUGAACAGACCCUCAACGUUGUCAAGCAGUUUAAGAAAUAUGUGGAAAACCCCAAACUGAGGGAACUGCUGGUGAUUGGUGGUGUGGCUGCCAAGGAGCAGCUGGCUGCUCUCGAACAGGGGAUUGACAUCGUGGUGGGAACACCUGGUAGACUGGACGAUCUCAUAUCCACUGGGAAGCUUAGUCUGUCACAAGUCCGCUUUCUAGUCCUGGAUGAGUGUGAUGGCCUCCUGUCUGCAGGCUAUACAGACUUUAUCAACAGAAUCCACAAACAAAUCCCUCAGGUCACCUCUGAUGGCAAGAGACUGCAGGUGAUUGUUUGUUCAGCCACACUGCAUUCCUUUGAUGUGAAGAAAUUGUCCGAGCGCAUAAUGCACUUUCCCACUUGGGUGGACCUGAAGGGAGAGGAUUCUGUCCCUGAGACUGUCCACCAUGUGGUAGUACCUGUCAAUCCCAAGAGCGAUCGAAUCUGGGAGCGUCUGGGCAAGAACCACAUCCGGACAGAUGAAGUCCAUGCUAAAGAUAACACCAGACCAGGAGCAAAUUCUGCAGAAAUGUGGUCAGAAGCCAUCAAGGUGCUGAAGGGCGAGUAUGCAGUGAGAGCCAUCAAAGAGCACAAGAUGGACCAGGCCAUCAUCUUCUGUCGCACCAAGAUCGACUGUGACAACAUGGAGCAGUACUUUAUCCAGCAAGGAGGAGGUCCGGACAGUAAGGGCCACCAGUUUUCCUGUGUUUGUCUCCAUGGUGAUCGUAAGCCCAAUGAGCGGAAAACUAACUUGGAACGCUUCAAGAGAAAAGAAGUGAGGCUCCUGGUCUGCACAGACGUUGCUGCCAGAGGAAUCGACAUCCACGGGGUUCCUUAUGUGAUAAAUGUCACCCUGCCAGAUGAGAAGCAGAACUAUGUCCAUCGUAUCGGCAGAGUUGGAAGAGCCGAGAGAAUGGGGCUGGCGAUCUCACUGGUUGCCAUGGAGAAGGAGAAGGUGUGGUACCACGUUUGCCCGAACCGAGGCAGAGGCUGCUACAACACCCGGCUGAAGGAGGAUGGAGGUUGCACCAUCUGGUACAACGAGAAAGAGCUCCUGUCAGAAAUUGAGGAGCAUCUAAAGUGCACCAUCACCCAGUGUGAGCCGGACAUCAAAGUACCUGUGGAUGACUUUGAUGGAAAGGUCACAUAUGGUCAACGCAGGGCUUUGGGAGGUGGUAACUACAAAGGUCACGUGGAUGCUCUGGCCCCGACAGUCCAGGAACUGGCAAAUCUCGAGAGGGAAGCCCAAAGUUCCUUCCUCCAACUGGGAUUCUUGCAAAACCAACUUUUCAGAGCCUUCUGAGCACACCCCAACUGGCACAAACACUGCAGGCUGCUGAUACAGGCGACAGAUAAAUGAACAUUUUGACAUGCUGCACCAACAGGAAGCUUUUCCCACCCACAUGUAAACUUAAAAUGUGUAUUAAAGGUGUCAAUAUUUCAAUGGGUAUGCCAGACUUCUUUAUAGCCUGCAGAUGGGAGAUGACUAAACUCUAGGUUGAAAGCAAGUCGGCAUUCAGCAUCAAGGCCUGUUUAGACCUUAUUUAGAGAGACAAAGGCCUUCACCGUGCUGCUUGAAAAAAUAAUACAGAACAACUCUUGGCAUGAAAUGCUAGUGCUCAUGCAAAAACCUAAUUUGUUGAAUUUUGAAUUUUGUUUUCUGAUUGAUGUGACAGAAUGAAAUAUUUAAGUUUCCCAAUUGAAUAACUUGCAAAAAAAGUCAAUGUCUUUAAGUGGUUUGAUGUUUUUGUUUUUUUCCUGAAAUAAACGAGUAGCCUGCUCA
Molecule: messenger RNA, 2811 nt
Organism: Acanthopagrus latus (yellowfin seabream)
Lineage: Eukaryota; Metazoa; Chordata; Actinopteri; Spariformes; Sparidae
Gene: ddx1
Product: DEAD (Asp-Glu-Ala-Asp) box helicase 1
Exons: 26
Coding region: 109-2331 (740 amino acids)
Molecular function (GO): ATP binding; RNA helicase activity; protein binding
Source: RefSeq, a predicted model, not a curated record